UCUACGUUCUGGUGGAGGCAAGUGGUACAGUCUGCAAUUAUUGUCACCAGCUUCAAUCGGAAUCACUCCGCACUUCCGAGGUGCGUCCAAAUUGAGGCAUUCAAUCCUGCAUUGGAAGCACUGGCACGUCCGCAACGAGCUGAGCCGAGCUGGAAAUGUCGGCCCAAGACCUUUUGUCGAGUACAAGACUUCCCCUCCGUGCGAUUCGUGCAGAGCAAUCACCUUGCGUCGACAUGUCCGGACUCCAAGUUCCCGAAGGAAAGGCGAAGAGGCUCCAAAUGAUCCACAAAAGGCCGUCCCCUCCUUUCCACUUUCUAGCUAGGAGCUGCUACCAGCAAUUCUUCACCCCGAUUUGUCUCAUCUACACGGACUCGUCCCAUUCUAUUCAUUCGGCGGCGUUACGGAGUGUGAGCUCGAGGAGCACGCUCCCUCGCUACGACGGUAGGGCUGCCGAUCGUCCUAAUGGCCUCGAGCAUUACGUGCCAAGGGCGCGGCGGCGCUGAGCUGUCCGGCACCGGGGCUUCACGUCAGCACGGAGCGCGAGAACAGAACCACUUUCGGAUGCUGGCGCUUCUCGUCUCCGUGGGAAUGCGUGGCGUCCGGAAGCCGACCUGGCAUCGGCCUCGGCCAGCGAACUCGCUGGCUCCUUCAGAUGGACGUCCGCGAUGGUUUUACGGUUAGCGCAGCGACGGGCGCCAUCAUUCCUUCCGUCGUGCGCUCCCGGCGACGGACCCCGCGGCAGUAAGUGCCGGGCCUGACGCGGCGGACCGGCAAGCACCUCCCGGCGGGACGCUGGCGCCAGACGGCCUAAUUCUUGAGGCGCGAGGUGCCGACGGGAGCUGGACCGACCGGCGCUGCGACGCCGGUGCCGAUUUCUGUUGCUUCGGUUGGCAGGCAAUGCGACGAUCCCCGUUCGUUGGACAGGUUUCCCGUUGCCCGUCCUCUAACGAGAAAUCGCCUGCAGGGCUGCUGCAGUUUGCUGCUGCUGCUGCGGCUGCGGGUGGAGCUCGGACGGACAGCUUCGUCGAGCGAGGGAGGAGGGUUGCUGGUGGUCGUCAUGGCGCGGCCGAAUGCGGGGACGCAAUUUCUUAGCCCGUGCCGUUGCGAGUGCGGGCGUGGGCCGAGGAGGUGAUCGUCGUGCUCCGGGCGAUGGUGGUGGUGGUGGUGGUGGAGGAGGAGGAUGCGUGGAAGAUGGAGCUGAGGAGAGCUUUUCGCUGCAGAGAAGCUGAUUCGUGGUGCUUCCGACAGGGUUCGAGUAGCACGACGAGGACGAGGGAUUAUUUUUAAAGAUUGGUGCGAGGAUUCGGGUGAUGGAUCGAUGGUGCGAAUGAGGUUCGGAGGAGGAGGAGGAGGAGGAGGGCGAUUCGGAUUUUUUAUUUGACAUCGGGCGAGGUGGAAUGGGCUGGAUGAGUGGAAUUCGCGUCAGGGAUUGGAUUCCGCGCUGCCACAUUGCAGUGCCGGUCUUGUUCUGCGGGCUGUCGCUCUUGUGGGUGUUCGAUCAGACGUAUCUGCACUCGGGCAUCUCGGCGCACGAGUACCUGUACGCGGCGCUGCUGCCCACGUCCGAGGCCAUCCAGCAGGCGAACGCGCGGGGCUCGGUGCCCAAAAAUUGCGACAUCUUCUCGGGCCAGUGGGUGUACGACGAGGACCUGCCUUUGUACGAUGGAUGCAAGUUUGCCGAGAGGGGUUUUGCGUGCCAGAGGAAUGGGCGCCACGACCUACGGUACCAGAAGUGGAGAUGGCAGCCCCACGAUUGCGUGCUUCCGAGAUUCGAUGCCUCCGACAUGUUGAACCGGUUGAAUGGAUCGCGAGUGGUGUUCGUGGGCGACUCGAUGGGCCGCACGCAGUGGGAGUCGCUGAGUUGCCUCUUGCUGCAGGCGGUGGCGGAUCAGAGCUCCGUGAAAUUGAUCGGCGGCCCCAUCACCAAAACCACUCCCUUCAUGCGAGUGCGCUUCGCGGCGCACAAUCUCUCGCUCGAUUACUACCGGAGCCCGUUCCUGGUGGAUGGCGGUCGGGACGUCCCUCCUCGAUCUCCGAAACGGGUUCGCUCGACGCUCAAGCUCGAGCGCAUGGGGCACGUCGCCAGGAAUUGGCACAAGGCCGACCUUCUGGUGAUGAACACCGGCCACUGGUGGAACUCCGAGAAGACUUAUGAUCUGGGCUGCUACUUCGAGAUCGGCAAGCAGUUGAUGGUGGGCAUGAAGGUGGAGGCCGCGUUCAGGAAAGCUCUGGCCACCGUGACGUCGUGGGUCAAUAACCACGUCGAUUUCAACCGAACGCAGGUUUUCUUCCGCACCAUCGAGCCCUCUCACUGGACCAUGGCCUUCAGCCAACUGCCCGUCAAUUCGUCCACAUCGCGCAUGGUCUACCCCAAAGCCCUUUACCUGGCGGAGGCUGUGAGGCAGGCGGGCGCUUCCGCAAUGCUGCUCAACAUCACUACUCUCUCCUCUUACCGGCCCGACGGCCACGUCUUCAACUACACCAGAAGCCCCGUGCUGGAUUGCGCCCACUGGUGCUUACCGGGAGUUCCCGAUACAUGGAACGAGCUCAUGUACUUCUCGCUGCGGAUCAAAGGCCGAGGGGUUUGGGCUUAGCAUAAUUCACUCACCGCUGCUUCGAUGCAAUCUCCGAAGCUCGAGGUGCCGCCUCCCUUAUGAAUGAAUGGGAGAACGCCUUCAUGGAGAAGUGAUCGUCGGCCGUCACUCAUGACCGAAGUCCUGAAAUUAGUGGACUGUCACCAGUACGAAGUGGAGUUUAGCUCUGCAUCCGGAGUCUUCUGCUGGAAAAGCUGGAGGAUGAUAAUUCGCCUCCGGCAGGCAAGAACAUCUAUGACUCGUUGGAAAUGAGCAGCACACGAAAGUUGUGUCGUCAGGAAGGCUCGUUGGGCCCGGUCAUGCCACGACAUGAAUGACACCGAGCUCAAGGGAGCAUGAAAUGAGGAGGUCUGGGAACCGAAUGAAGAUUCGUCUCCUCGGGGCUUCAUCGAGAAGCUCUGUGGUUCGAGAGAGGCAAGGGUGAAGAAGUAGGAGAUAGCAGGCCUAGCUUGCUUCCCACGACAGCACCUGUCGGAACAUAAAAUACUGGUUUCUGAGAACCUCCUCACUGCUAACCACAGUCACUGCCCGAAGGGUGGAGGAUGUGGAAUGGGGAAGUAUACAGCAGAGUGAUGAUCUGCUCCUCGCCGAGAUCUGGGACAGACUCUCUGCCAGGAGGUUAUGUCUUAUGAGGAGGACUGGCCUAUAGAGUGGGAGGUUUGGUCCUCACGUUAGUUAGUUCGGGAAUGCAUCGGCUCGAUGAAAAUCAGAUGUUUAGCUUUAGGCAUGUCGAAAAUUUUGUAAUCUCUGCCUUUUUUGUACAGCAGCAGCUCGGCAAAGUGCAAUCGUCGUGGCAAGAGGAACACUUCCAAUGCGAGUGCUCACUCACUAGCCUCCGACACGGAACCGAUUGGUGAUGAAUCGUGAGCCGCAGCUCGUUUAGUGAUUGUGCAUGCUCAGGACUCCAUAACGUCCGAACAUGUGCAACAGGACAGCUAAUGGCUUCUUGGAAUAAACAAAAGAGUUUCAGCUGGAUAUUCUCGUCUUGUUCCUCUCGUGCAGUUUAUAUCGUGAUGUGAGUGCACCGUGAGGCAUUCCGAUCCAAUUUACUAUCCUGUGUUCAAUGGUCCAGCUCGUAGCAGGGAACUCGUUUGGAGAAAUGCCAUACCACACUUCACAGGCUUCAAGAGAAAGCAAAGUACCGUCUCUUCGGUUCAGCCAUGGACAGAAUGCUCCACUCGCAGAAGCAAUACCGUUUCAACGUAGCAGGGCAUAGAAAGAGAAACGGAAUUGCAAGGGCACUCACGAGAUAGGGCUCUAGAGAGUCUCAAUUUUGCAGACACUGUCUGAGAAGUCGGAUGCCGAAUAAAUACGUACCUCCAGAGCACAGUACUUUCUACCGAGAACUGUCUAGUGGUAAACAGCAACUCACAUUCGCUCGAGCAGAAUUAAAUCUUCCAUCUUCACAACGAUGAGUUUCUUCGGGCGUUCUUGGUACAAGGAUUUCGUCGGAGUUUGACUUUCCUCUCGUCUUCUGCCAAUAAAAGGGCCUGAAGUUUUUGUCACCGUU
Marchantia polymorpha subsp. ruderalis is the source of this 4104-nucleotide messenger RNA. The record is from the annotation of a GenBank genome assembly. Lineage: Eukaryota; Viridiplantae; Streptophyta; Marchantiopsida; Marchantiales; Marchantiaceae.